This is a messenger RNA of Raphanus sativus (radish), 850 nucleotides long. RefSeq lists its product as uncharacterized. NCBI's taxonomy places the organism in Eukaryota, Viridiplantae, Streptophyta, Magnoliopsida, Brassicales, Brassicaceae. The transcript is spliced from 7 exons. The record is from RefSeq and is a predicted model, not a curated record. The coding region runs from base 5 to 370 and encodes 121 amino acids.
GCCGAUGGAAAAAAAAAAAGCGAUGUCUGUUUUUCUUCUCUUCCUCUCUCCGUCUCUGUUUCUUCAUCAUCUUUACCUCUGCUGCAUCUGUGAAACUUACUCUACUGUAAUUCCAACCAUGUCGACUAUUAUGCAGAAGAUCAAAGAAAUCGAAGAUGAGGACUCAGAAGAACAAGGCCACCUCGCAUCAUUUUGGUUUGUUAAAGUUCCUUGGAAACUGAUAUUUUUGCAUAAGAAGUUGUCGUGGGCUCAGAAAGGAGAAGUGUUUCAGACUCCCAAAUCCAAAAGCUUCGAAAUUCAGGUCACAUGCGGUACUCAGACCACUAAAAGCUUCAAUGAAGACAACAAGCUUACACAUUGGAUGAAGUGAAUGAAAAGACUAAGGCCUUCCGUGAAUCUGCUAUGAAGCCACCACCACCUGCUCCUCUUGAUUCUUCCUCAGCCAUUGAUAAAUAUCAGGCAAUGUUGUACUCUGCUGCCAUCAAAGGUAUGCUUUUGCCUUCUAUGACACUUAAUUGCUCCAGUCUCCAAUCGAUCUCUUCUUUUCAAAUUCUGGUUGUUUGUUAUAGUGAUGGCUACUGUGGAGAAGCCUAUUGAUUCAAGCCAUGGUGAUUCUGCCACGUCUUCAAAUCAGGUCACACUGGAAUCGAUAGAGAGAUCUUGGAAUCCUUUCAUGGUUAUACUUCCUCUGUUGGUGUUGUGAACAUAUGUAAAUAUCACAGAGGAUGAAACAUUUGUUAUAAAGUCCCACCAAUAAUCUGUAUUUUUGUUAAUGUCUCUUAACAUUGUCCUUACCUUAAAAAUAAUAAUAAAAUAAUUUAAGGACUCUAACAUUUGUCCUACCAAUAAU